Molecule: messenger RNA, 3967 nt
Organism: Callorhinchus milii (elephant shark)
Lineage: Eukaryota; Metazoa; Chordata; Chondrichthyes; Chimaeriformes; Callorhinchidae
Gene: sash3
Product: SAM and SH3 domain containing 3
Exons: 8
Coding region: 80-1216 (378 amino acids)
Molecular function (GO): protein binding
Source: RefSeq, a predicted model, not a curated record
UGUGACUUCUCUCUCCUUCAGUUAAGCAGAACCUUUGGUUCCGAAAACAUUUCAAAACUUUUUUUGUCUGAAAACAACAAUGCUGCGAAGAAAACCUUCCAACGCUUCAGAAAAGGAACAGAAUCGCAAACCCAAGAGGUCAAGCAGUUUCAAGCACUUUGAACGAUCAAAGCCUCCAACAUCCCCACUGGUGGCCGACAAGGAAUUUGAUCUUAAUCAAGAUGCAGACUUGACUAACAGCAUGGCAACUGGCACAGAGGAGACAAAAUCAGGGAGCUCUAAACUGGGGAAGAAAUGGCGAGCAGUUAUUUCCCGCACUAUGAACAGGAGGACUGGUCGAACGAUGGCAAAGGCUUUAGCUGAAGAGAGGUGUGAAAGUGGGGAAGAGGAUCCCAUGUCCCCAAUGACACCUGAUGAAGUUCUGCAUAUUAGGCUGGGAGCGAGGGUCUCACAGUCACCCAGUGAAUCAGAGGAGAAUCUCCACACUCCAAUCAGCAGACAGGCGUCAAGCAGUGGAGAUCCAUGCACACCAGACUCGGAACUCAGCAGCAGGGACAGUAUGGACAACAUGCGUCCUCCAUACCUCGGCCCAUUCUGUGGUCGUGCCAGGGUCCACACAGACUUCGUGCCAAGUCCAUACGACGUUGAUUCUUUGAAGCUGAAGAAAGGGGAUAUCAUAGACAUCAUCGAAAAACCACCGGUAGGAACGUGGACUGGGCUGUUAAAGAACAAACAAGGAUCUUUUAAGUUUAUCUAUGUGGACAUACUGCCAGAGGAGGAGAAACAGGAGCCCAGGAAAUCGAGGAUAUUCAACAAGAAUAAAAGGCCCAAACCCAAGAACUUGCAAGAGUUACUGAACAGGAUCAACCUGCAGGAACACAUCUCCACACUGCUACUGAAUGGUUACCAAACGCUGGAUGAUUUUAAAGAGCUGAAAGAGACACAUCUGAAAGAACUGAAUAUCACAGACCCUGAGCAGAGAGCUAAACUGCUGGCUGCUGCUGAUCUACUCCUGGACUACGACACUGGCAGUGAUACAGAAGAGCAAGGAGAGAGCAGCGGUGUGGAUUCCCAGCACUUGAGCUCCAACCCAAUGUGUGACAUUCCACGGGAUUCAGGCUGCUACGAGUGUUCAGAGAACCUGGAGAAUGUCCGGGAAGAAUCCGAGUCAAACAGCACUGAGGAACAGCCACAGAAUGCCCCUUCUGAGAACUAAGCCUGACCCACUUGCAAAGGAGUUUAGACUAGUGCUGACACCUAGUGGCUUAAAGAAUCAUUGUGGACCAUCUCGAAAUCUGAAGUAGCAUUUCUGCACUAAAGUGCAACCGACAGCAACAGAAGUUUAAAGUACUCGAAGAUUGUGAAUUGCUCUUUUUGUUUAGUAUCCCAAAUCCUGCUGCAUGGUAUUCGGUCGAUAAAAAUUUAGACAAAGGAAUAAUUAUUGGAAGCGUUAGGUGUGUCCGUGUUGACCAUUCCCCACGUUUGUCACCAGGAGGUGCUGUUUCUCUAGAUUUACACAUUUCUUAUAAAUUCUUACAACUUUUCACCAGUCCGACAUAAGGACCAGGGAUGCAGUGAGGUACAGUCACUUGUAUGUUCUUUGCAAUCUUUUGUGCAAUGCAACGUGUAGAGAGAGUGUAUUUUGUAGGCAAACGCGGCUGCCAAUUUGCGCACAGUAAUGUCCCCCAAACAGAUGUGAAGUGAAUGACCAAGUUGAGUAGCAAUUACAGGAUCAAACCUCGGUGUUUCUGUAGCUUGGAUCUGAUAAUCACACUGCAGCACUGCUCAGCUUGAACGCGUUCUCUCUUCGCUUCGUUUCAAAUGUACGUGUAUUAUACGCACGCCUAACAGGGAAGCGGCACAAUUCUAUAGCAGCAAAACAUCACACGCUCUCUUAAGGUGUGGCAAGAGAAGGAACGUUAAUAAUCCUUGCAUUUGAUACAGCACCUUAUCACGUCUUCGAGACGAUUCAAAGCGCUUCACAGAAUAUAUUGUAAAGUGAAUUGACUAUAACAUUUUGUGGGCAAAACGCAGCAGCCAAUUGCACCCAAACAGUCGAUGAUUAACUGACCCGAUUUUUUUUAAAUACAACCCAAACUGAGAAGUUCCCAUUACACAUUGGAUUCUGACACAAGUGGAAGAAAACAUUUGAACAUUAUUGCAACCUGUAUCCUCAAAUUAUUGCUUUACCAAAGGUCUAUUGACAAUGGAUACAGCGGCUGAAAUAGGGAAAGCCAGAUGUUAUUCUCCUGCUUGACUGCUGUGUGUUUCAGUCAGUCAGUCACUCACAACCAUUGCUGGUUAUCCAUCGGUUCAGAGCUAAGCUCAUCGAACCCUCCCCUCUGCGCUUGACAGCUGUACAUAGAAAGAAGAACUUUUAUAGGUUCUCAAUUGCCUCAAAGUGAAAUUAUUAUCGAGUGUCGUGGCGUUUUGUAAGCAAACACAGCAACCGUUUCUGUUUUUUAAUAAUACACACAGCGAGAUCCCGCAAAGAAGCAUGAGAUGAAUGACCAAUUUAUCGUUGGGACUGUUGACCAGGACACGAGGAGAAACUCCAUUCUCUUUUCAAAUAAUGCACCUCAACAGUCCGCCUGAACAGUCCGGCAGGGCUUCAGUGUAACAUCAUUCGCAGGACACCAACUCAGACAACGCAGUGCACCUUCAGCACCAAGAUUUUACUUUUGUGAUUUUAUGGAUGGCUUUUUCCUGAGAAACAUCAAUAACCCUGAAAGAUUUGCAUUAUUUUUGUCUGUCUUCUUUAACCACUGUCCUUUUCGAUGCUCUUUCUGAAGGGUUUUCAAGCCUACUAAAAACGUGGAAUUUAGCCAAAAUAAGCUCAUUUAGUACGAACAGCACAGCACGUCAAAGACUUUCAGUAAGUUCAAAUCGCUUCAACACUUAAUUUAGCUCCAUCUCAGUUGGAUUCAGUAAUCUAGAUCUCAACAGACAAUAGGGAAGGGAGGGGGGGGUUUGCUGGAGGAACAAGAUCAGAUGGGCCAAAGGACCUUCUUCAGCGAACCUUGUGUGAUCUUGUGAGUUCCCCUCCUGUUAUUGGCACUCAUUGGUUAAAAACUGAAUGAUGUCAACCCGGUAGACGGAAGAGAAUUGAAAGCUGAUGCUAACUCUUUGGAAGUCUCACCAGAAAGGCAAUGAGCAGAGAGGAGCGAUGUAUCCCAUUUGGAGAGUCAGUUAAACACAACAGCCUUUGCUUCGAUUCCCUUCAUUGGGAAUGGGAAGGGCAGAAAGCGAGAGCAGUCAAGAGACAGACAACUCGGGAGCUAAUUGGCUUUGUUGCCAGCAGCAGUGUAACGACUUCUAGAUCAUAAGGCUUUAUUCAGGCAAAAAUGUGAAAUGCCUGCAAGUGGCCCGCUUCUUCCAAGCUCGCUGUGUAGUUACAGGUGUGGAGAUGCUGUGAGGAAAUAAAGGUCGCAGAUCUCGACAAGCAGAGGGAAUAGGAGGCUCUCAGCGCAUUAAAUGCCGCUCAGAGAAUUUGGGUCAAUUGCAAAAGGAACACAGAAGCCAUUUUAAGUUUUUGAGUGUGUCAUGGGAGCUGCCUUUAUUUUUGAAAGCAGUACUAUUUCAUUAUUUUACUGUUCGUUCUUUUUUUUAAUGAAUUGUGGGGAAGCGAGAGGUUGUUUCGAAUCUUUCAUUCAAACUUGCUUGUUUUUUUUGGAACAGAAAUUUACACUGUUUUUUUCUUCUACGCAACAAAAAACCACCCAUAAUUUUGCAGGCGACAAUCACGCAGACAGCAAGACACGCCACAUACAUUUUACGGAACGUUGCGCACUGCUCAGGGACAUAUUCUUGAUACUCUUACAGCGGUUAAAUUUUUUUGUACCUGGAUUUUCUACUUAUAAAAGCAGCAAAUUCGAAUGUUCUUUGGUUUCGUAGUUAGAAAUGUGAUAAGCAAAUGGCUUUUAUAUUGGAGUCUACAUACCUUAAAUAAAAUGUUUCUCUGCCUAAA